This is a messenger RNA of Thamnophis sirtalis, 2247 nucleotides long. The record is from RefSeq and is a predicted model, not a curated record. Lineage: Eukaryota; Metazoa; Chordata; Lepidosauria; Squamata; Natricidae.
AUGGCUACCGUCAACAAGGAGUCUUGGGAAGCUUUCCACGAAUGCUUCGAGUGCUUCAUUCAAGCUAAUGAUCUCGUGGAAGUCUCUUUUGACAGGAAAAGAGGGUUCUUCCUUACAGACCCCAGUUGUAUCUCCAAGGACACAUCAGUGCGCCACAACUCCCCAAAUGGAUCGCAGGGAACGGGAGGCCCAUCACCCACAGCCGAGAAGCAGAUCUCCAUCCUAACCAGGCUGAAGCAAGAGCAGGCAGAAAUCAGACACCUGCAGAACAUCGGCCGAGCUGCCCAUCGGGAGCGGAAGCUUCUCCUCCAACAGCAGAAGGAGCUCUUAGAAGUGCAGAGGACCACCACGCAGCUGUGGCUGCAGCUGGCUGGGGAGCUGCCACACCCGAUUCCUGAGAAUUACAACCUUCAAGGAGUCGGAUUGCUGGAGAAAGAAACGUUUGAACCCUCUUCCAAGGCUGGUCCUCUCCUUGCAACCCCUUCAGAGGGCACAGAACGGAGGAGCAGCCGUGAAGCCGGCAAGAAACAUCUGGCUGAGUCAAAGGACAUUUUGCCACCGGAGAAUCGGGCAGCAGAAGGAUUUGAAAAGUGGAAAGAAGGAAAGGAAACUACAAUCCAGGAUCUAUAUGAUCUUUCUGGUCGAAGAUCCCGGGAUCCAACCCUCGGAGAUGGAAGAACAGCAGAUCACUUGUCCAGUCGAGGAGGAAAAGAAUAUGAUCAUGGUUUGACCAAGAAUUCUCAAGACGACCAUCCUGGUUCUCCACUGGACAAAGACCCAGAAGAUUCUUCUUCUGCAGGAUUUCCUUCCGCACUUCGUGGUUUCUCUCCAUAUCCAGAAAAGUCACCGUCUGGUCUUGAAUUCCAUAAGGGCUACGCGGUUCUAGUCCAUCUCUCUGGAAGUUCUCCUUCAGAUUUAGAAGAUGAGGGCCUACAAGACACCGACGUGAGCCUCCCUGAAGAAUUCCUCUUCCAGGAACCCCUCCCUGAGCAACUGGGUGUCUCUACUCAUCACCAAGCUCCAGCGGUGCCCAGGAUAGUCAUCAACACAGAAGAUAGUCCAUCCUCCUCAGAGAAGAAGCCCCAGGGAGAACUUUCUGGUGGAGAUCUUGAGUCGAGAGACUCGGCGUGUGCUCUGUAUAGCCAGGAAAAGAUCUGGGAAGACACACGUGGAAGAGAAAGGUUGGAGGAAUCUGACUCUGUUAUAUUAUCCAACCAUGGAAGGGUGCAGGAGAGUCCUUCUCCUGUGGCCAAAAAGGAUCGUGUCCAUACACCAAGCACUGCAGCUUCUUUGAACAUUUCUGAGGAGCUCUCCUGCACAGAAAAUGGUGGGGACGAGAUGACUUCUGGAAGCCCAGUGGACCCAGGGAUGGUUUUCUUCUCCACCAACGUUCCUUUUCAGAGUCCCGGGGCUGAAGGGAAGAAGGACCCUGCGCCUUCUUCUAAUGAAGCUGGAGAAGAUGUUGAGGAUGAAAACCCACCCCGUUUUGGUAACCAGGAGGCAAUCGUGACACUGGCACCAGUUUUUUCUCUGAACAUUGGCGCUCCUGAAGAUCCUGAGGACCCACUACACGGCCCAAAGCAUUCAAGAGGCCACAGGUUUCCAAUUUCUUCUGGUCACCUGCCCGCGUCAGGGGACCAACCUGGCUGUGCCAACCGUUCAACGGAUGAGUGUGUAUCCCACAAGCCAGUCGAAACCAGUGUCCAACUCCACAAAACAUCCAUGGGCAAUGGGGUCUUGGUUGAGGAGCAUCGAAAAAGUUCCCCAGCCAGGAACCAAAGUAUAAAUAAAGCUGAAAUGCCAACGGUUCGUUUAAGUUCUCUCCAAGAGGAGGACCUCAUGGAAAACGAAGGGGACGCCAUGCUUCUUCCUGAACUGGAUGAUGAUGUGGUGUCUCCUGUGGAUGAAAUGCUGACUUAUGGAAGCAGUGAUCUCCCAUCUUCAAGUGAAAAGGAUGUCUCCUCCUGGAGCACAGAUCUUCCAGCUCCACCAGAAAACCAUGGGGAGGCCAACUCUAGCCUCCUCAACUUCCCUUCUCCACCCGACCCAGUGGGAUCUUCUGAAGCGGAAGAACUCUCCUCACCCCGCGACCUCCCAGCAGAAGGUGUGGGGUCCUCUCUUCAGGCCUGAGCAGAUUCCUCCCCCUUCUCACAGUCUCAAAUUCAAAUUUCAACGUAAAAGUGGGGAGAGAGAGGGAAAUUAUAGUUGCUUUACAGGUAGUUCUCGACUUACAAUAGCGGUUCUACC